GUUUCUUUGUAUGCGGAAUCACAAGAUUCGUGAAAUCGUUGAAACAUGUAAAACUUAGAUAACAGUAAUGUUAUAUUUCCAGUUUUUCACUAGACUUACCUUAUUGUACGUAUUAGGCUCAUCUGUAAGUACCAAGAAUGUGUCUAGCAUUACUAUCGUUAAAGUGGACUACAAGUCACUUCACAACCACACUCGCGAUGUCACAUUGUCCACGGAAAAAAACACCGGACCAAGUAUGUUGAAAAAUGGCUCAACUAGUAAAUCUGAAGCAACACUUGUUCCGACACAAUCUUUUGGAGUUCGUCUUACCACAAGCACUCUCUCAUCAGCUGUAAUAAGUACUCAAUAUUCCGGAGAAAGACCAGAAAUACAGCCUGUAGGAACCAAUGAUUUCAGAACACAAAACUCCUCUGUUUCAGUAAGACGUGGUUAUUCUGUUCCCCCUCUACCUGAUUUUUAUUCAAGAGUAGCUAUAUCAGACUGGAAAAUCCCGCAACCAUCAUCUAAUCCGUACUUUCUGGAGUGCUCAGGUGUCCAUCAUUAUUGUAGCUUUUCUCAGAGGGCUUCAAUUGAGUCGGGUUUCCAUAUAAACCACUACUGUUCCUGCGACCCAAACUGCAUCCGAUAUGGAGACUGCUGCUGGGACACUCGAUUAAAAGUAACAAAACAGAAGGCUGGGGAAGAGAAUUUCUGGGCAUGUGUUCUCCCCAUAAACAAUAGUAAAUCUGAAUCUUUCUUAAUGGUGUCUCGCUGUCCCUCUUCGUGGACAGAUUCAGAAGUACGAAUUCAGUGUGAAAGUUAUGACUCCAGUCAGCUAAAAGACCCGUUUCUUAACGUGCCGGUUACAGGAGAGGUUUCGCAAGUCACAUAUCGUAACAUAUUUUGCGCCAUUUGUCACAAGGAUCUGAAUGUAUUGGCCUGGAACGUGGUUUUUGACUGCUCAGUUGAAUUUUCAUCCAAUGUAAACUAUUCAUCUUUCUUGUUAAAAGAUUAUAAAAAUUGCGGUUUUUUCUUUUUAUUUCCAAAAGAACUGAGAAAGUACAAAAACAGUGCUUUACGGCCCUGUGACAAAAAUAUUAUAUCGCAAUGUUCAGAAAAUUGGCUACUAUACACGAAGGAUAUCAACAAAUCAAAAAGGGAAAUUCAAAAUAGAUGCUCUUUGUAUUUUGCUCCUGUGCAAAUGUCAUUAAACUUAAACAUUGUAUUUAAGAAUAAAUUCUGUGCCAUAUGCAACUCUGUAACUGUUGAUAAACUCUCUUGUUCUAGGCCGCAAAAAUCGAUUAUUCAACAUUUUGAUGAAGACAAUAUUCCUUCAUUUGCUUUUCUAUUAGAUAUAAAUUUUGAACAGGGAUAUACUUUAGUCGGAACAAAAAGACGCUGUCUACAUUCGCAGGUCUACGACCCGUGGCAAGAAAAGUGUCGGAAUAUAUCAUGCGGCCGCUUGUUCAUAAAUAAAAACGGAAUUUGUAAGCAAGGUUACCAUAACUUACUCGAAAAUCCAGUGAAUUUCCCUGACUGGUCCAAUAGUACCCUUUUGUCCAGUUGUCCUAAGGUCUCGGUUUCAGCCGAUGACUUCAAAAUUGACAUAAACGGCACGGUUGUUCUAAAACAAACUGGACACAUACUCCGAUUUGGGGCUUAUGAAGCAGCUACAAACACUUCCAUCUUGGUAUGCGCCCCAUCUAAAGAGAAUAUCAUCAGUAAAUUCGGGGACAUUCAAGGAUACCUAACUGUAACUUGUACAAGCAUUUCCCUAGUUUCUCUUUUCCUUAAAAUAAUUAUUUAUCUUUUCACCCCUGAAAACCAUAACCUUCCAGCAAAAAUUGUAGUUUGUCUGUCCAUUUCUCUUCUGGUUGGUCAGUCUGUGUUUUUACUUGGAACACACAAGACACAUUAUUUUAUAUUGUGCAAGUGUAUGGCCAUUAUCAUGCAUUAUUCGUUUCUCGCAUCUUUUUUUUGGAUGAAUGUAUUAGCUUACGACAUUUGCAAAACUUUCUGUUCGCUGAAAGUAACAAGGAACGUUUCGAACAAUCGAGAAUUAAUGAAAUAUUGUACGUACGGCUGGUUUUGUCCAUUGCUAAUCGUUGCCACCGCUGUUACGAUAGAUCUUGUCUUUCAAGAAAAUGUUAUUUCGCCAGGCUAUGGAAAGACUCUUUGUUGGAUAUCCAAUCGGAUGGCGCUGCUAAUCUUUUUCGCCGUUCCUCUUGGUAUAUUAGUGACUGUUAAUGCUAUACUAUUCAUCAAAACUACUGUUCAGAUAUCACGCUCCAAACGUCACAGCAGGGUUGCUCAUGAAAACACAGGCCAAGGAAGGAGUCGUCUUCGACUGGUUUUGUACGUGAAACUUGCUUUGGUUAUGGGAUUAACGUGGACUUUUGGAUUCAUGGCAGCCAUCGCUGGAAGUGAUGUCCUUUGGUGUUUUUUCAUAGUGUUCAACAGCUUGCAAGGUGCAUUUAUUUUACUCGCAUUCACUCAAAUAACAGAUCUUAUUGCAUUACUUCGUUUAAAAAUUUGUCAGCUUUUUUCCCGAAUUAGCCACAACCAAGAAAAACGACGGUCGAUCGACUCGUGCACUUUACCAACUCAGUCUAGUUGUGCAGUCUAAACAUUAAAUCAGUAUCAUAUUAAACCGGAACAUCGAAAUCUAUAGUCAGAAGAAUUACCAUGAAGAAAACAAAACUCACUUUAUUAGUAUUUAUAAAAAAAAAAGAGUUUAUUUGAACCAAAAGAUAAUUAUUCUUUGAAACUUCAUUUGUUUUUUCAAACUUCCUCCAAGAAAAGUAGCUUAAUGCAUUUGAUAUUUAAAGAAAUUGUAUUGUAAUUUUGAUAAUGUGUCUUAAACGAUCAUGUCAGAGACCCCUAGCUUCAGAUAUAGCUAUUCCUAAUUUCGAACUGCUGGUCAGACGGAAUGCAACCAACCGACAAUAUUCGUUGUCAUAAGGACUCUUUGGACAGAAUCAUGUGAUUGGCUAUCACUUUUUUUUAGCGCGCCCAUUUCUGAAAGUGCGGAGUGUUUCGAAAAGCAUCACUUCUCGAACUCGGGACCCUUCCAUCUACAGCCGAACAUUCUCACAACUAGGCCUCGUUCAGCCUUUUUAAUAUUAAUUAAUUUCAGUAUUGGAUAAAUAUAACGAAAACAUUCAAUGUACCAAAAUUUUCAGUGAAAUUUUGAGAAAAAGGAUCAUAUAUAGGUAGAUCGCAACAUUUUGCAAUUGAUCUGUGGUGCCAAUACGAAACCAGUUUAAGAUAUUGUUUUGCAUAUAUCCAAAAUUGUUGUUGGGAUUAGCAGAGGAAGUAGAACUUUAGUUACUACAUAUUUCAUAAAUAAAAAAGCACUUCCAGGCGCAGAUAUGUAAAAACGUGUAAAAAAGCAGAAAAAUAAGUUUCUUAGCUUUAAUUAAUAGACAAGUCUGUUUUCUGUCCUGGACAUCGGAGAGAAGUUCACAAUAGUAAAGGAAAAUGAAAGAUUGCUUAUUAAAAUCAAAAAGUUGCUUAUCUCAUUCGGACUAUAAAAAUACCUGUAUAAAGACAGCUCGAAGAAUAAACUUUUUUAAAGAGGUUGAAGGUUUAUUUUGUUUAGACACUGCAAAAAACAAAUUAUGUUGUCAUAAGAUAUUCUGCCAAAUGUGUUUUAUUUACUGAAGUGAACAUGUUUGCCGUGAAUGUGGGUUAUUUGUUGUUACACGGUGAGAUAUUUUUGAUGUGCCAAGCAUGAGUGUUCUAAACCCGAUUUUUAUUAUUAUAAGCCCUCAGACUUAUCAAUGAGCCACCAGAGGGAACCAUGAAGAUGGAAGAUAUUUUACGAAGGCUCUCUGAUUAUCAGGUUUCUCUUUUUGUAUGUGUGUGUGUGUGAUUUAUCUA
Messenger RNA from Limulus polyphemus (Atlantic horseshoe crab), 3861 nucleotides. RefSeq lists its product as uncharacterized. Gene Ontology annotation, biological process: cell surface receptor signaling pathway; G protein-coupled receptor signaling pathway. Lineage: Eukaryota; Metazoa; Arthropoda; Merostomata; Xiphosura; Limulidae. The transcript has a single exon. Bases 68 to 2605 code for a protein of 845 amino acids. Gene Ontology annotation, cellular component: membrane. The record is from RefSeq and is a predicted model, not a curated record. Gene Ontology annotation, molecular function: G protein-coupled receptor activity.